This is a messenger RNA of Caenorhabditis briggsae, 696 nucleotides long. The transcript is spliced from 6 exons. Lineage: Eukaryota; Metazoa; Nematoda; Chromadorea; Rhabditida; Rhabditidae. The record is from RefSeq and is a predicted model, not a curated record. The coding region runs from base 1 to 696 and encodes 231 amino acids.
AUGGCGAUCAAUGUCAGACAGAGACUGUUCAAAUUUACUCAAAACUUCAAAACGAAAAGGAUGAAAAUAUUUUUAUGGUGUCUUUUAUCCUAUUAUAUAUUAAUCCUCCUCACUGCGAGUAGUGAAAAUUAUAUCAAAGCAAUAACUUUUCGAGUAUUGAGAUCUCUUGGAAUAAUGAGCGCCGAGCGAAAAGUCUAUGAAGACCAUAAUAGGUACUUGUCUAGCAACUUGGCAGCAUCCUCUCGUCUAGGAAAUCAUAUUUUCGAAUUAUCGGCACUUUUGGCAAUGUCUAGAAAACUCGAACGUAUUCCCACAUUUUUUAUCCAAGACAACUGGCAUGAUCUGAUGUUACAGGAUACGGAUAUUUUGAUUCCAGGAUUAGUAGAUCAUUUUUUGAUUAUCAAUGAAACUAACCUUAAAACCGAAUCUUUCAUUUCCAAAGACUCUCCGUCGGACAGUCUCCUAUUUUCAAGGCAUCACUGUGAUGUUGUUAUGUUUACAGCUCCUCACUCAACAUUCGGUUGGUGGAUGGGAUAUUUUUCGAAGGGGAAUCAAGUCUAUUACACUGACAUCAGAUACACAAAUGAUACGGCAAUACCGCAAGGAGUACUUAUUCAGGAUGAUUACUUUCCCCCACACUGGAUUCCUGUCAGAUAUAACAGUCGGGAUAAUGCUACUGUUCAUGAAACUUUAUGA